Dama dama (fallow deer) is the source of this 4779-nucleotide messenger RNA. RefSeq names its product von Willebrand factor D and EGF domains (gene VWDE). Gene Ontology annotation, molecular function: signaling receptor binding. The record is from RefSeq and is a predicted model, not a curated record. Gene Ontology annotation, cellular component: extracellular region; cell surface. Gene Ontology annotation, biological process: anatomical structure development. NCBI's taxonomy places the organism in Eukaryota, Metazoa, Chordata, Mammalia, Artiodactyla, Cervidae.
AUGUGGCUACUGUGGCAGAAAGCAGGUCAUGGAGUGUCAGUUAUGGCAUUCAAACCUGGAGGACCCAGUUCUCGGGAGUGCUUUCCUGGGGGACACCAGUUUCUUCAGAGCCCUUAUAGAAAUGUCCAUUUUGACUCCUUGCACCUCCAGCAGUCAGCCAUUCAAGACCUGAUAUGUGACCACUCCCUUUCCCCUGGAUGGUAUCAAUUUCUGCUCUUUGACAGACCUGCUGAGAUGCCAACCAAAUGUGUUGAGAUGAACCACUGUGGAACACAGGCCCCCAUCUGGCUGUCUCUGAAGGAUUCAGAAACACAGCCUCCACCUGGGGAACUCACGCAACUGACAGCUUGUGCCACAUGGCGGUUUUUGUUCAGCACUAUGGAAGACUGAUGUCUUUUUCAAAUCCCGGUGUCUGUACGAAACUGUGGCAAGUUUUUUGUGUACUUCCUACAGCCCACUCAAGGAUGCAUGGGAUAUUGUUCAGAAGCAGGUCAGCUGUCUGCCUCAUUACCACCACCACCUCCAGGAAGGCCAGAGGCUGUGGUGGAGCUUAUUGAGUCCAGGCUUUUCUGUAGGUGUGCUUUUGAUGUUUUCCCUACAAACAACUCGGUGGGGUUUCACAUAGCUUGGGCUAGGCUUUCUUCUCAAGAAAUCAAAGAAGAGCUGAAAUAAGAGACCACAGUUCAGGCAUUCUCUCUUUUAGAACUGGAUGGUAUAAAUCUCAGACUUGGAGACAAGAUAUUUUGGAGUGCUUCCGUCUUUUUCUUGGAGAACCCACAUGUACAAAGUUUAGCCACUGAAAGCCAAGAAUUUUUUGCCGGCAUUAAGUUAUAACCUGAAUUGAGCACUAUAUCUGAAGAUGGGAAUGGAUACCAGUUGAGGAUAAAGAGCACAGUUCCUAUUGUUUGUCCUAUUGGAUUCAGUGAGCUUGAUCAGGAGUGCAAAAUCUCAUUAAAACUGACAACUGUUGAUCAAGAUACAGAACAGGUAGGCUUAAAUUUGGCACUGUCUUCCUGUCACGUGGACCUUCACCAGACAUCAUCCUGUGCCAACGGAACCUGCAGCCAUGCUUUUGUCUACUAUACUGCAGUUACAGAUUUUUCACAAGAUGGGAAUAGAGUCACAAAUAUUGUAGUAGAACCUAUAGUUCAUGAGAAUUUCCUGUGGAACAGCUACAUUCCAGACAGCAUCCAGAUCAGAGUGAAAGAUGUCCCAACUGCUUACUGCUUUUCAUUUACUGAUCCACAUAUAAUCACCUUUGAUGGCAGGAUGUAUGAUAACGUCAACACUGGAACAUUUGUGCUGUAUAAGAGUAUGUCACGUGAUUCUGAAGUCCAUGUACAUCAGUGGGACUGUGGAAGCUUUCACUAUCCUGUGUCAUCUAACUGCGGCUUUGUUGCCAAAGAAGAAGGUGAUGUAGUUACUUUUGAUAUGUGCAGUGGUCAGCUACAUGAAUCACAGCCAUAUUUAUUUGUAAAGAGCCAAGAUGUAACCAGCAAUAUCAAGAUAAGUGAAUCUUACUUAGGAAGAAAAGUCACAAUAUGAUUUUCUUCUGGAGCUUUUAUCAAUGAUGAUCUUAGUGAAUGGGGCAUGAGUUUAACAAUCAGAGCUCCUAGUUUAGAUUACAGAAACACUCUGGGACUUUGCGGCACCUCUGAGGAAAAUCCAGAAAAUGAUUUCCAUGAUAAAAAUGGGAUCAUAACUGAUCAAACUUUUAAUAAUUGUGUUGCUUUUGUUAAUGAGUGGAGGAUCUUACCAGGAGAAAGCAUGUUUGACACAAUGCCAGUUUCUCUGCCAUCACGAAAACUAUCCUACUGUAGCUGCUUGCUGGACACUGCUUCACUGUAUCCACUGUAUUCACUGAUGAGAUCUUCUCAUCAUCUGGACACUGUUUCUCCAUCAGAGGUCGUUUCAGCUUGCAAAGACCCCAAACAUGUCAAAUAUUCUUCCUUGAUACCAGAGCUAGAUGUCACGUCUGAAUAUGUUAAUUCAGAAGCUCUUGUCAGAGAAAUAAGCAAUCAUACAUCUCAAGAAGAAAACAGCUUGCAUUUCCUCCCUCAAGAAAAAAGGCGUGUGAACCUAACCAAUCUAGACUUAAAUUUACAAAAUCACCCCAGGAGUGAAAACCAAGAUGCAUCAGAAACUUUGGACAAGGAGAGACAUACACAACAGGGUAAUCACAGCCAAGAAACAAGGUGGGGUCGACAAAGCAGAUGGAAACAGCACAAUUGUGAGUUUCUUCCUUUGUUUGCUUUCCAAAGUCUUGGCCAAAGUGACCUAGAAGAGUUCACUUACUUUUUCCCUGAGGACCACGCUGAGGAGGUCAACCAAGAGUUUGCCCCCACGUGGCCCACACCAUCUGGCCUCACUGAGUAUAGCACAUUGGCACCGUGUGAGCACACUCUGGCCACCUCCAGCAUAGGAAGGCACUGUCUUGGCUUUCUUGGCAAGAGACUAGACAGUGUGAUAGACAUGUGUCUAGAUCAUCUCCUAAAAGAUGAUCUAAGCUGGGAAGAAGCAGCUGUAGCUCUCUUAGAAAAUGAAUGUGAAAAGAGGAUUGAAGAGGGGAAAUAUAACAGAGAAGAAUACAGAAAGUCAAUUAAAGACAUUCUCUUGUCUUUAAAAUGCCCAAAUUUAUGCAGUGGCCGUGGGCAGUGUAUAGAAUGGGGGUGUGCAUGCUCCCCAGGCUUUGGUUCUUAUGAUUGCAGUGAUUCCCAAGACAAGGUUCCUGAGAUUAUAGAACUUGAGAAUGCUGGAUUCUGUAAUAUUUUAAAAUAUAACUGUGUGAUGGUGAGAGUUUUUGGUCAAGGCUUCAAAGAAUCACCUUCAAUUAAAUGUGAAGUUACUAAACUGAAGUAUAAUAGCAGUAAAUGGUUCCUUGAAGAAGCCCUCUACACAUACACUGUUUAUCAAAACAGCAGGACUGUUGAUUGUCAGUUGCCUGCUGAUGUUCAGCAGUCUAGUACCAUAGAUGUGAUGGGUGAGAAACCAAUCAUGAAGAGGCAAAUAAAGGUAUCUAAUGAUGGUUAUAGGUUCAGUAAUCCCAAAAUAAUGAUCAUAUAUGAUGGAGCUUGUCAAGUCUCUGGUCUCUAUGAAAAAGACUUGUGUACUAUAGAGGAAAAUGUUUGCAUUAUCAAUGGACUCUGCUACAUUGAAGGGGAUAAAAAUCCUACCAGCCCUUGUUCAAUUUGUAGACCGAAAAUUUCAAAAUUUACAUGGUCAUUUUUAGAAAAAAAUCAACUCCCAUUGAUUCAAAUUCCGCAAGAUAAAUUACAGACGUUUCAUGGGGAGAACUUUGUGUACCAGUUCACAGCUUUUGACCCAGAAGGCUCUGACAUUCAUUUUAUCUUGGACUCUGGCCCCAGAGGAGCAAAUAUCUCCUCUGCAGGACUUCUUAUGUGGAAAACAAAUUUACAAAUCCCCGAGCAAUUUACCCUGCAUGUUAAUGAUGACUGCAGUGCUGAAACUAGAGUCAUGAUUGAGGUGACUGUGACAUAUUGUGAUUGCUUGAAUGGGGGGACCAUAUGUGUGUGUGACAGGAAAUUUCUGCCAGGAAGUGGAGCAUACCUAUGUGUCUGCCUGCCUGGUUUUCAUGGAGAUCUUUGUGAAAAGAAUGUCACUGAAGGCCAGGUGAACCCCUGUGGUCUUGGCAAAUGCGUUAGAGCAGUUUACAGUUAUUCUUGUGAUUGUCCACCUGAGGUCAAAGUUGAAACAUGCAUUUAAAAUGAAUUUACUGCACAUACUGUGGUUCUCACAAGGUCUGACAACAGUGUAACUAAGGAAGAGGAUGGUAAAGAUGCCAACAGAGACAGGAAUGUUAAACCAACAAAUGGGAAUGCCUUUAUUAACCUUUUUGCCUUGAUUUUUCCAGUGAUUUGUAAAAAUCCUUGUGGAAGAAACAGAGAGUGUGUUGCCCCAAACAUAUGCAAAUAUAAACCUAGUUACACCAGUUCUAACUGCCAGACUGUUAACUUUUUUUUUUUUACAGCUAUAUGUCAUCCUGACUGCAAAAACCACAGAAAAUGUAUUAAGCCUAACAUUUGUGAAUGUCCCCUAGGAUUUGGUGGAGCAACCUGUGAUGAAGAAGACUGUAGACCACGUUGUCACCAUGGUGGAGCCUGCUUAGCUGGAAACCUCUGCAUGUGUCGUGGUUUUGUAGGAAUAAGGUGUGAAACAAUUGUCUGUAAUAGGCACUGUGAAAAUGGAGGCCAAUGUCUUAAACCAGAUGUCUGUGAGUGUAAACCUGGCUGGUAUGGACCUACCUGUAGCACAGCUUUAUGUGACCCUGUUUGCCUCAAUGGUGGUUCCUGUAAUAAGCCAAACACUUGCAUCUGUCCAAAUGGAUUCUUUGGUACACAGUGUCAGAAUGCUCUCUGCCAGCCUCCCUGUAAGAGAGGUCACUGCGUGAGAAAUAAAGUGUGCGCCUGUCCUGAAGGAUACACUGGUAUGAGAUGCCAAAAAAAUAUCUGUGUUCCCAUGUGCAUUAAUGGAGGAAAGUGUGUGGGACCAAACCUUUGCUCUUGUCUUUCUGGCUGGACAAGGAAACAAUGCAACACACCUAUCUGCUUUCAGAAGUGUAAAGCUGGUGGUGAAUGUAUCGCUCCCAGCACAUGCCAUUGUCCUACCACAUGGGCAGGAGAACAGUGUGAAAUACCAAUUUGCGAUCAAAAGUGUCUUUAUGAAGGCAGAUGUGUACUCCCCAACAUAUGUUCUUGCUGCACUGAGCAUUCUGGGGUCAAAUGUGAAAAGAAAAUAAAGAUCCGUCGGGAAGCACAUUAA